AUGUGCAACGCAAAGUUCGUGGCGACCUUCGCCGGCCUCCUCGCCUCCGCGAGCGCAGGCCCCAGCGUCCGCCUCGACAACGGCCUCACGGUCCAGGGCCGCAUCGCCCCGGACGCGUCCAACGUCGCCGAGUUCCUGGGCAUCCCGUACGCCGCGCCGCCCCUCGACGACCUCCGCUGGGAGCCGCCCCAGCCGUACGUCGUCCCGCAGUCGAGCAACGCCUUCGCCAACGCCACCGUCCUCAACGCCACCGCCCUGCCCCCCUCCUGCUGGCAGUACAUCUCCAUCCACCCGGCCAUCCAGCGCGUCGACGUCCCCGAGUUCAUGAUCGGCGCCGCCGGCAUGGACGAGGACUGCCUGACCGCGAGCGUCUGGACCCCCGCCGGCGCCGUCCCUGCCGUCUCCGGCAGCGAGACGGCCGCGAACGGCACCGACGCCGGCCUGCCCGUGAUCAUCUGGUUCUACGGCGGCGGCUUCGAGACGGGCGGCACCGACGUGCCGUACCAGAUGCCGCAGAAGUGGAUCCAGCGCUCGCAGGAGCACAUCUUCGUCACCUUCAACUACCGCAUGAAGCUCUUCGGCUUCCCCAACUCCGCCGCCCUGACGGAGCAGAACCUCGGCCUGCUCGACCAGCGCUUCGCCAUCGAGUGGGUGCGCGACAACAUUGCCAAGUUCGGCGGUGACGCCUCCCGGAUGACGCUCUGGGGCCACUCUGCCGGGUCCAUCGCGGUCGACUACUACAGCUUUGCGUACCCGCAGGACCCCAUCGUGCGCGGCCUCGUCAUGGAUUCUGGUACUGCCCACCUGGACCAGCUGAUGAGCCACGACGACAUCCAGUCCAACUUCACCUUUGUCGCGCAACAGCUCGGAUGCGGCAACCAGACCACCGCGGAGGCGGAGCUGGCGUGUAUGCGCAAGAUCCCCGCUGAGAAGCUGGAGAACUUCGUGGCUACGUACAAGGACUCUGGGGUCACCCCGUCCAUUGGCUUCUCGCCCGUGAUUGACAACAAGAUUGUGUUCGCCAACUACACCGAGAAGGCUGCCCUGGGCGAGUUCUCUGACCUGCCCGCCAUCAUCGGCUUCAACCACGACGAGGGCCUCUUCCUCGCCCCCUACAACGUCAGCGGUCCCAACCAGACCGUCGCCGACCAACUCUCGUACCAGUACUUCUGGUGCCCGGCCACCAAGACCACCAACGAACGUCUCGCCGCCGGAAGAACGACCUACCGCUUCUUCUACGCCGCAGUCUUCAACAACACCUCGCCGCGCCCGUGGAUGGGCGCCUACCACGGCAGCGAGCUGCCCAUGAUCUUCGGCACCCACGCCGACUUCCGCGGCAACUCGACCCCCUUCGAGUACGAGCUCAGCCACGUCAUGGAGGACGCCCUGACGACCUUCAUCAAGGACUCGACUGCCGGACUGGACGCCAUCGGGUGGCCUGUGUACACGGCCGAGGACCGCGAGGUGAGGACCUACGGGGAGAACAACGCCACCGUCGGACGCAGGACCCUGGCUUCUAUCGAGCAGGGCUGCGCUGACCAGGGGCUUUUGUAA
Messenger RNA from Colletotrichum siamense, 1554 nucleotides. It is a transcript of the gene LIP4-1, whose product is annotated as Lipase 4. The record is from RefSeq and is a predicted model, not a curated record. The transcript has 3 exons. Lineage: Eukaryota; Fungi; Ascomycota; Sordariomycetes; Glomerellales; Glomerellaceae. Bases 1 to 1554 code for a protein of 517 amino acids.